AUGGUGAAUUACGUCAAUCCGCUCGCCAUGUACCAGGGCAAGGGCGGACAGUACGGCGCGGGGGGUUGGUACGGAUGGCAGCAUCAGAACUUUGAGGAACAGCAGUGGUGUGCGUGGAACGGAGCGCCGACGGCUGGGGAAUGGCCAUCGGACCCUCAUCACUUCAAGCGCGAGCCGGGUGAGAGAGAUGUCGGGGAGAUGCAUUCACCAGCACGAGGUGACCUGGCCAGCCCAGGAGAAGGGUCUCCAGGGUCCAGGUCAGCGCAGCCGCCGGUUCCGCCGCGCUCGCCCUAUGAAUGGAUGAAGAAACCCAGCUAUCAGUCACAGCCAAAUCCAGGGAAAACACGCACGAAAGAUAAAUAUCGGGUAGUGUAUACUGAUCACCAACGAUUGGAGCUGGAGAAAGAAUUCCACUAUAGUCGAUACAUCACCAUCAGACGGAAAGCCGAGCUCGCUGUUAGCUUGGGACUCUCCGAAAGACAGGUAAAAAUAUGGUUUCAAAAUCGACGCGCCAAAGAAAGGAAACAGGUAAAGAAACGUGAAGAAGUGGUGAUGAAAGAAAAGGGAGAUCAUGCAUCCCUCCAGCAUGCGCAGCUUCAUCACGCGACAAUGCUGCACCACCAACACAUGAUGAACGGUAUGAUGCAUCAUCAUCACUACCAUCAAGGAGUUUUGCAAGGCGUGCCAGAGCCGUUAGCACCAGGGGUGGCACCAGUUCCUCUCCUUGUAAUAAUUAACAUCGGACCUCCUAUAGGAGAACACUUUAGGGUCUAG
Molecule: messenger RNA, 774 nt
Organism: Danaus chrysippus (African queen)
Lineage: Eukaryota; Metazoa; Arthropoda; Insecta; Lepidoptera; Nymphalidae
Source: the annotation of a GenBank genome assembly